Fonsecaea pedrosoi CBS 271.37 is the source of this 570-nucleotide messenger RNA. RefSeq lists its product as uncharacterized. The transcript has a single exon. Bases 1 to 570 code for a protein of 189 amino acids. The record is from RefSeq and is a predicted model, not a curated record. NCBI's taxonomy places the organism in Eukaryota, Fungi, Ascomycota, Eurotiomycetes, Chaetothyriales, Herpotrichiellaceae.
AUGUCAUCCACCCCUCGCAGCGGCAAAUCCUCAUCAACCAACACCCUCAAACGGCUCACUCAUGAACUGCAAGAUCUCCAAUCCUCGCCCAACGAAGCGGUCCUUCACCUCGGUCCCGUCAACGAGGAAGAUUUAUUCCAGUGGGAGGCCGUCCUGAAAGGUCCUCGAGACCCCGCCUCGCCGUAUCACGGCGGGUUAUGGCUUCUGUCCAUCACCGUGCCUCCGACCUACCCAUUCACCCCUCCCAAAGUCCAAUUCAUCACGCCCAUAUGCCACCCGAACGUGCAUUUCUCCACGGGAGAGAUUUGUCUGACAUUGCUGAGCGGCGAACAUUGGGCACCCUCGUAUACACUGAGCACUACCAUGGGCGCUAUUCAACAGCUGCUUAUUUCUCCGGGUUUGGACAGCCCUUUGAAUGUGGAUAUCGCGAAUCUGUACAGAGAAAACGACAACAUUGGAGCAGAGAGCCUAGUGAGAUUCUGGACAGGUGCUAAGAGAUGGGCUGGCGAGGGCAAAGGUGGGUGGUUGAGUGAGAGGAGGAGAGGAACAGGCGGAAAACUGGGAGAGUGA